GCGCUGCAUUGCGGUGAGCUCCGCGUUCAAAUGGAGUGGUGCACGGGUCAGGCGUAGGAGUAGGAGGAGGCGAGUGGCGGACAAACUCCGGGGCAUUAUUUAUAGUAGGACGUUGUGGGUCCGUGAGGUUGGGUCGCAAUCACGGAAAAUGCGAGUCUCCGUGAGAAGUAGAAAGGCUGAUGGUGGAUAAGUCGCGUGGAGCGGAGAGCUGCACCGCGUCGCGAAUCACCUUACCAGGAACGAACGACUCCGCACUGGCUGGCAUCGCUGUAAGAAAGAAGAGAGAGAGAGCAAUGCCUUGGCGCGAACGCGGUGAAUCAGUCGAACGAUCAUUGGCGAGCUCGUGCGAGUCCCACAAAGGAGUUGGCACUUUGAAUUUUCGUUUUCGGCCACUUGCGCAACGUUAACACCAAGUGCCUUUUUGCUAUUUAAAUCUUCGUAAAUGAGAGGCAAGCUUGGGAUAGGGCUGGGUUUGAGCUCCGUGACUUUCGGCCUUUGAAGUGGGGAAUACAAUGGAGUACAAGGAUCGGGAGAAAAUCGACCGCUUGUGCAAUCAGCUAUUGCAAAGUAUCGAUAUUGAUAAGCUGUGGCCAAAGUUGUUGGAGAAUCAGGUUUACAAUAGGGACGAUGUUAAUAUUCCUAAUUGGCAGAAACAUUUGUCAAGCGUGGACACGGUGCGUGACAUAUGCACCACGAUAAAGACAAGAGGCCCACACGCAUACAAGAAUUUUAUUUUAAGCCUAAGUCAGUCUGGUCAUCAACCCAUAGUGGAUCAGUUAGAAAACCAUAGAUCUUCCAAUAUCAUUAGUAAUAGUAAUAAUAAUAAUAUAGGUCCAAAUAACGAAACUUCGAGUAAUUCUAUCGAAUCUGCCAAUAACUCCAAUUUCGACGAGCAUUCCAAAGAUGAUUACCAUACUAAGUUAGUUAAGAACUUUGAACCAUUGAGUAUAAAAGUUAGAAAAGCCGAUGUAUUUAAAGACGGGCCUGAGAUCAAAGAUAUAGAAAGAUAUCCGAUGCGAAGUAUACCUCGUGGCUUAGUUUUAAUUAUAACCAAUAUUGUGUAUGAAAUGGUUGAUUGUAGACCAAGCGCCAAGUACGACGAAGCCAAUUUGAAACAGCUUUUUGAGGAAAUGGGAUUUAAAGUCAUAAUACAUAGUAAUUUAACGGGAGAUCAAAUUAAGAAGAAAGUUAAAGAAUUCUCGAAAAUGAAGGAAUUGCGUCGUGUGGACUCAGCAUUUAUUAUUAUUUCAUCGCACGGCGCUGGCGAACAUGGCAGACAAGAAACCGAAAUUCAGGGCACGGAUUAUAAAUUGCCCAAUUACGAAACAGUAUUUUGUACAGAUAUUAUUGAUUAUUUUACUGCAGAACAGUGUCCCAAUCUCUGUGGUAAACCAAAGAUAUUUAUUUUUCAGACUUGCAGCGCUAAAAAAGAAAAAAUUGUUCAAAGGUGUUCUAAUGUAGCUCAAAACAACUUUAAUUCAAAUAAUCUAUCUACUUUUUCUUCAAAUUCUACCAGGGGCAUUAAACAUCAAAAAGCUGUUUCGAGAAGUGUCACUGACACAGUAACAGCCGAAUUCUCUGAUACCGAGCAACCAUACAAUUUAUCAUCUCGCAACUACGAAGACACAUUGAUUGCCUAUGCUACUUUACCAGGUUAUGUAUCCUAUCGAGAUACAUACAACGGUAGCUGGUUUAUUCAAAUUUUAUGCGAAGUUUUUAUGAAUUAUGCGUGUGAACGACACAUACAGGAUUUAUUUGUCAUGACUGAUAGGAGAUUAAAAGACUUACGAACUGCUUGUAAUAAGUGUCAGACCUUAUGGGUGAUAAAUCAAGGCUUUCAUAAGCACUGCUUUCUAAAUCCUGGACUUUUUCAUAAGUCUAGCGAAAUAAACUAGACAAAUAAUAUGCAUUUAUACAAAUUUUACCAAGUUUUUUACUAAAUAC
Molecule: messenger RNA, 1944 nt
Organism: Ceratosolen solmsi marchali
Lineage: Eukaryota; Metazoa; Arthropoda; Insecta; Hymenoptera; Agaonidae
Product: Death regulator Nedd2-like caspase
Exons: 6
Coding region: 513-1895 (460 amino acids)
Biological process (GO): proteolysis; regulation of apoptotic process
Molecular function (GO): cysteine-type endopeptidase activity
Source: RefSeq, a predicted model, not a curated record